CUGAGGUUGCAAUGCGAUCCUGGGGUCUGUAGGGGUGCAUUUGCCACCCUCUGUCCCUCCUAGGAUGCUGGCAGGGAAGAAGCAAGUCAGACAGGAAGGCCUGGGGGCUGAUAGCACCACAGGAAGGAAUGCCACAGCACAGGGGAAAAGCGAUGGAGGCUUCAGGAGCGUCUGCCCAGUCUCAAGACAGCAGUGGAGUCCACAGGGAAAUGGACACUGUAGACUACCAAGAGACAGAGUUCCACAAGCAAGAUGGGAAGGCCCAGGAACGGUAUGAGAGAGACAAGUCUUCUUCCUCUUCAUCUUCCUCUUCCUCCUCCUCAUCUUCGUCAUCAUCAUCUUCCUCUUCCUCCUCAGACAGCAGCGAUGAGGACCAGCACUCCAGAGGUCCCAGAAAACACCGGAGGAGGCCCCGCAGGGACAGCUCUUCUGGUGCUGACCAUGGGGAGCUGGAGGUGCUGAAGGAUGAGCAUCAGCUCUAUGAAGGCGCUCCUGGGGAAAUGGUGCUUGCUGGGGAGUCAGGACUCCGAAGGAGAGGUUCCGGCUCAGCAGGGGGUGAAGUGGAGGCCUCUCAGCUAAGAAAACUGAACAUAAAGAAAGAUGAUGAAUUUUUCCAUUUUGUCCUCCUCUGCUUUGCCAUUGGAGCCUUGCUGGUGUGUUACCACUACUAUGCAGACUGGUUCAUGUCCCUUGGGGUUGGCCUGCUCACCUUUGCCUCCCUGGAGACGAUCGGCAUCUACUUCGGGCUGGUGUACCGGAUCCACAGCGUACUUCAGGGCUUCAUCCCACUCCUUCAGAAGUUCCGGCUGCCAGGCCAUGCCAGAGAGCUCACUAUUCCUGCAGAGACAUCUUGGGACACAGUCUACUGCUAUGAAAGCUGUGGCUCCAUCACCCAGUGA
Molecule: messenger RNA, 899 nt
Organism: Acomys russatus (golden spiny mouse)
Lineage: Eukaryota; Metazoa; Chordata; Mammalia; Rodentia; Muridae
Gene: Tmem40
Product: transmembrane protein 40
Exons: 12
Coding region: 129-899 (256 amino acids)
Source: RefSeq, a predicted model, not a curated record